AUGGCUGAUGACAAAUCCCGUGUACCCUUCGUUGCAUUGCCUGCCAAACCAGAAGACAAAGAUGUUAAGCCUAUAGAGCCAAUUUCAAAACCAGAGGACAAACCCAAAUCUCCACUUGGCGCAACGAAGCCUAUUGCACAAACGUACUCUUCUGAUGAAUCUGAUGAAGAGUUCGAUAAACCUAAAAUGGCUGAUGUCAAACCAGGUGUACCCUUGGUUCCAUUUGCUGCGAAACCAGAAGACAAAGGUGUUAAGCCUAUAGAACCAAUUUCAAAACCAGACGACAAACCAAAAUCUCCACUUGACGUAACGAAGCCUAUUCCACAAACGUACUCUUCUGAUGAAUCUGAUGAAGAGUUCGACAUACCUAAAAUGGCUGAUGUCAAAUCACGUGUACCCUUCGUCGCAUUGCCUACCAAACCAGAAGACAAAGGUGUUAAGCCUAUAGAGCCAAUUUCAAAACCAGAGGACAAACCCAAAUCUCCACUUGACGCAACGAAGCCUAUUCCACAAACGUACUUUUCUGAUGAAUCUGAUGAAGAGUUCGACACACCUAAAAUGACUGAUGUCAAACCAGGUGUAACCUUGGUUCCAUUGGCUGCCAAACCAGAAGACAAAGGUGUUAAGCCUAUAGAACCGAUUUCAAAACCAGGCGACAAACCAAAGUCUCCACAUGACGUAACGAAGCCUAUUCCACAAACAAACUCUUCUGAUGAAUCUGAUGAAGAGUUCGACAAACCUAAAAUGGCUGAUUUCAAAUCAGGUGUACACUUCGUUGCAUUGCCUGCCAAACCAGAAGACAAAGGUGUUAAGCGUAUAGAGCCAAUUUCAAAACCAGAGGACAAACCAAAAUCUCCACUUGACCUAACGAAGCCUAUUCCACAAACGUACUCUUCUGAUGAAUCUGAUGAAGAGUUCGAUAAACUCAAAAUGGCUGAUGUCAAACCAGGUGUACCCUUGGUUCCGUUUGCUGCCAAACCAGAAGACAAAGGUGUUAAGCCUAUAGAACCAAUUUCAAAACCAGACGACAAACCAAAAUCUCCAAUUGACGUAACGAAUCCUAUUCCACAAACGUACCCUUCUGAUGAAUCUGAUGAAGAGUUCGACAAACCUAAAAUGACUGAUGUCAAACCAGGUGUACCCUUGGAUCCAUUGGCUGCCAAACCAGAAGACAAAG
Molecule: messenger RNA, 1177 nt
Organism: Rhagoletis pomonella (apple maggot)
Lineage: Eukaryota; Metazoa; Arthropoda; Insecta; Diptera; Tephritidae
Product: sporozoite surface protein 2-like
Exons: 1
Source: RefSeq, a predicted model, not a curated record